AUGAUGAACAAUGUAUUCUUUGUUAAGCUUCAACCGCAUGGAACCAUGUUAUCAAAUAUGACGUGUAUAAAUAUUUCAUUGGCAAGUUUAUCAUCGCGAGCAGAUGAUCGAUUUGGUCAAUUGAAACUAUUUUCAUCACCACAUUUUAUGUCAAACUAUUCACGUUCAUGUGGAAAAUUUGAUAUGCGAUCUAUUCACACGGUGUAUGCUAAAUCAGUUAAUGCACUAGUUGAGAGUCUCUGUGCAAUUUUUCAAGCACGUCCGAUGCUUUUAAUUUACUUAAAUGAUUAUACGAAUGAAAAUCAUGCAUCGUCGGCUGCUUAUAUAUUUUUUCUUAAAUUAUUUACAUUUUUACAGUAUCCAAUGUUAACAUUUCAUUAUUUUCAUCCAUUCCAUCCAGGAAAUUUUCCAAGUUUUCGAUUCUUUCAAUUGGCUCCAACAUAUCGCGAAGAAGCACGAGCUUUAAUAUCAUUGAUGGAACGAUAUGAUUGGAAUACAUUUUCAUUAAUUAUCGAUCCGCAUUUACCAGGUGAAGAAGAACUUACGGACGAAUUUGAAAUGCAUGAAAAUGAACAAAGAAAUUGCAAAAAAAACCUCUGCAAUCGUAUUCAUCUGAAAGGACAGAAAAAAUUAACUAUUCUAUCAAAAAUUCAUAUGAGCAGUACGAAUCCCGUACAUAUAAAACAACAAUUAUCAUUUAUGAACCCUGAAACACGUGUUAUUAUUAUACAUACAACAUCAACAUUAGCAUCAUUAAUUGUUAAACAAGCAAGUAAUAUGAGUCUUACUGGAGCUGAAUAUAUGUGGAUUAUGUCGUCGAUUGUACUUUCAACAUACAGCAGUGGAACUGAACCAAAAAUGAAUCCUUUUGAUAAUCCAAAUCGAAGAAAAAUAGAUUUUUUUGCGGGCACAUUAGAUACGAUUCUUGCUCGGUUCGAUAAAUAUAUUGGACCGAUUUUAAUAAAUGUUUUUUCUAAAAUUACACAUUUGGAUGAAUUAAAACAAAUUAAUAAAAAUGUAACAGCAUCAAAACGUCCUUCAUAUCGUGACCGACUAGCAUGCGCUCGUUUAUUUUCUACUAACACAUCAUUGAAUCAACCAUUUUUAGUACACAAAUAUCCUAAUCUUUAUCAUUUAUUAAAAGAUGAAUUUAAGCGUGCAUAUGGAAUUUUUCAACAAGAUGGUUUAGCUGUUGCUGGUAAUUAUUCUGUAUUAAACUUUCAAGUGCCGAAUAAAGAAUGGAAAAAAGUUGGUGAAUAUGUAAAUAGUACACUUACAAUAGCUGAUAUUCAAUGGCCAGGUGAAAGAUCAAAACCACCUCCAGGAAAACCUGUUAUUUAUUAUUUAAGAGUAGCAACACUUGAGGAACAUCCAUUUGUUAUGCUUAAAGACCCAUCUCUUGACGGACAAUGUCAAGCAGGUUCGGUUAUCUGUCGUGUCGGACCAGAAAAUUCAGGUGCUAAUCAUAGUGAUCCAUACCAUUUUCAAUGUUGUUCAGGAUUUUAUAUUGACAUAUUCAGUAUACUUAAAGAUCGCCUUAAAUUUGAAUUUGAACUUUAUCAAGUACCUGAUCGAACAUGGGGUGGAAGAAAUCCGCUGACUAAUAAAUGGAAUGGGCUUGUAGCUGAACUUCUUGAAAAUCGAGCUGAUUUAACAUUAACAUCACUAAAAGUCACUACGGAACGAAAUUUAGCUAUUGAUUUUAGUGUUCCACUUAUGGAAACGGGCAUCGCUUUAAUUGUAUCAUUACGACGUGGUGCUAUUUCGACCACAGCAUUUCUCAAACCUUAUGAUUAUCGAAUAUGGAUUCUCAUUCUAUUAGUAACACUUCACGGUGUUGCUAUUAUGGUUUUUCUAUUUGAAUAUUUUCAAAAAAGAUUUACUGCCCAUCCUAUGCAGCAUGAUAUUGAAAGUGGUGAACUGAUUUAUGCUUCUCCAUGGCAACAUAUACUUGAUCUUUUCCGCCCUGAAAGAAAGAAAGAUUUGAAUAUAACUUUUUUUCAAUCUGUUUGGCUCAGUUGGGUUAUUUUAUUUCGUGCACCAGCGAAAGUAAAUAAUCCAAAAGGUUUCACAUCCAAAUUUAUGGCUAAUAUUUGGGCAUGCUUUUGUUUGGCAUUCACUGCCAGCUAUACAGCUAAUUUAGCGGCUUUUAUGAUUACGAAAGAUGUCUAUUUUGAUCUGUCUGGUAUAACUGAUCAUCGCAUCGCAAAUCCUCAUUCAGUGAAACCACCAUUUCGAUUUGGAACUGUUGCGAACGGAAGCACCGAUGAAGUCGUGAAAACAAAUCAUAAACAUAUUUAUACAUAUAUGAAACAAUUUAUGAAAAGAAAUAUUUCAGAAGGAGUCAAAGCUUUGAAAGCUCAAGAAAUACAUGCAUUUCUAUAUGAUGCCGUUGUACUCGACUAUUUAAGUGGACAAGAUGAUGAAUGUAAAUUACGUGUUGUUGGAAAUUGGUAUGCAAUGACUGGUUAUGGAAUUGGAUUUCCAAAACAAUCAAAAUUUAAAGAUAUGAUUAAUAAAGAAAUCAUUGAAAUGCAUUAUUCUGGUGAAAUCGAACGCCUACGAAGAUUUUGGUUUACUGGUGCUUGUAAAUCCAAUAUAGAACAACAAUCACAACGCAGUAGUCAACAAUUAGAUCAAAGAAAUUUCACCUCGGCUUUUCUACUUCUUCUCGGUGGUACUUUUAUAGCCAUCAUUAUUCUUAUUUGUGAAAAUGUGUAUUCUCGUUUUGUCACUCGAUCAAAACAAGUUAGUAGUGAAACUAAAGCUCGACAAGAUUACAAACCUAUGAUGGCUGUUAAGAAUGAACAUGAUAGUUUUCAUGUUCGACGCGAAAAACAAUUACAAAAACGUAUUGAAAUGCUGAAUAAACGUAUUCAUCAAUUGGAGACGGAAAGAUCAUUACAACCACCCGCUAUAAUGUCAGAUGAUAGAAAUAAUGCAAAUAAAAGUAAACUAUCAUUCUUAGUACUACCCGUGACAUAUACACCUGAACCGGAAAAGUCACCUAAACUCGAAAUUGUUUCGUUAUCACCAAUGGAUGAAACUAAUACACCACUAUUACUCGUCGAAAAAAUGAAUAACCGAGUAUAUGAAACCAUUGUUUAG
Rotaria socialis is the source of this 3108-nucleotide messenger RNA. Lineage: Eukaryota; Metazoa; Rotifera; Eurotatoria; Philodinida; Philodinidae. The record is from the annotation of a GenBank genome assembly.